AACAUUUAAAUAAUGAUGACGAACAAGGCUCGAAGGUUCUAUUGCAAAAAAAAGACCAUAUUCAACCGUCAGAAUUACAUGAUGACUAUAAAAUGAUUGAGCCUUGGAAAUAUUCACUUGAUGAUAUGGGAUGGAUAUUAUUUGGUUGUCUGCAACAUUCAGUUUAUCUCGACAAAGAAAAGAAGCGGUAUCCAAUUGUUUGGCGAUUAUUAGAUUUUCACUUUGAUUUAUUGAGUAUUCUCAUCGAUGUGAAGAAAUAUUCACUUAUAAAAUACAUAUUAUUUAGCAAAAGUAAAGAUGCUGAUGAUGUCAAUAAUCCCGAAAAAGAGCAUAUUCUUAAAAUCCUUGAUUGUAUAUCAUCCGAACUUGAAAUCGGGUUUAAAUUCUUUGAUUGUAUAGCAUACAAACUUGAAAUUGAUAAGCUUGAAAUCGAAAACCAAUUUUCACAAGAUAUCAAGUCAGUUUGUGAUAGUUUAUUGUAUAAGAAAUUACUCCACAUACCACAGUAUAAAUCGUGA
Messenger RNA from Dentiscutata erythropus, 518 nucleotides. NCBI's taxonomy places the organism in Eukaryota, Fungi, Glomeromycota, Glomeromycetes, Diversisporales, Gigasporaceae. The record is from the annotation of a GenBank genome assembly.